UACUAAGCGAGGAAUGUAACCUAAAACUUGGGUGAGAUAAUCAUGUUUGCAGUCGGAAAACUUAUCCUCACAGCAACAUUCAUUUUUAAAACAGUUUUACUUGUUGACGGACAUGGUCUGUGUGCCAGUAGCGCACACGUGGAUCAGGAAUCGAACGCAUACUACAAAUCCUUUAAACAGCUUCAUGCUGUUGGAGUGUUACAGUGUAUCAAAGUUUGUAAGAGAUACAAUCUGUGUAAAAAAUGUCACCACAACCGUGAGCAAAUGACCUGUGACCUAUUGAUGACAUACGCUGAAAAGGGCAACGUGACGUCAUUAUUGGAUGUACAAUCGGUACAGAUGGAAAGCUCUAGCUGUUCACAUGACACUUGUUCAGAGAGUGAAGUUUGCGUCAGUAAGAGAAAUGGACACCACGUAUGCGUCGGGCAAAGUAUUUGUCCUUCAGAGGAUUGGAUACCUUUCAACCACAAGUGUUACUUGUUUGUCGGAUGUUCCAGAAGUGGAGAUGAAAGUGAGGAGUUCUGUAAAGCGAGGAAUGCCUCACCUGUAAGGAUUGACAACGCUAUGGUGAAUGAUUUCAUAAAAUCACAAAUGGCAGAGAGAG
Molecule: messenger RNA, 604 nt
Organism: Mizuhopecten yessoensis (Yesso scallop)
Lineage: Eukaryota; Metazoa; Mollusca; Bivalvia; Pectinida; Pectinidae
Exons: 4
Source: RefSeq, a predicted model, not a curated record